AUGAUCGGCGGGGACGUGCGAGGCACCAAGCCUUCGAUGGCGGCCUCGCCCGCCAUCGACCUGGGAGAGUCUCUCGAGGCUCUCUUCAAGCGUGCACGCAUUGCCGACAAGUUUUACCGCAAGUGCGAAGGGCAGCUCGAGGACCUGGGUGUGGGUGAUGCUGGCGACCUCCUCGAGGUGGUCGCUUUGAAGGGCAUCGAUGCAGCUGCGGUCUUGGCAUCCCUUGGCAGCCUGUCGCUGGACGACACCCCUCCUGGGGUGGCGGCUGGCGAUCAGGAGGCUGGUGGCGCGGCCAACGCGUCUGCUCUCGACGGCAUGGCCGUCGAUGGCGGCUUCGCGAGCGCCGACGAGCAGCAGCUCAGGCUCCAAAAUGGAGCCGGGCUGCUCUCACAGCGGCGCUGGUACGAGCGCUGCUGCUGA
Emiliania huxleyi CCMP1516 is the source of this 420-nucleotide messenger RNA. RefSeq lists its product as hypothetical. The transcript has 3 exons. Bases 1 to 420 code for a protein of 139 amino acids. The record is from RefSeq and is a predicted model, not a curated record. Lineage: Eukaryota; Haptophyta; Isochrysidales; Noelaerhabdaceae.